Oncorhynchus masou masou (cherry salmon) is the source of this 571-nucleotide messenger RNA. Its product is annotated as pyrroline-5-carboxylate reductase 1, mitochondrial-like. Gene Ontology annotation, molecular function: pyrroline-5-carboxylate reductase activity. The record is from RefSeq and is a predicted model, not a curated record. Bases 149 to 571 code for a protein of 140 amino acids. Lineage: Eukaryota; Metazoa; Chordata; Actinopteri; Salmoniformes; Salmonidae. The transcript is spliced from 4 exons. Gene Ontology annotation, biological process: L-proline biosynthetic process.
ACAUAGAGAUUGGAAGCCACGUUGACAACGAAGUGGUGUUUUGUUUCAUUCCAAAACCGGUGAAAUAACGGUAACUGCACCGGUGUGUCUGUCCAGCGGCCAAAGGGGUUGAAAAUCGUACAGAAGGACAAGCCACUUCACCUGAAAGAUGAGUGUAGGAUUCAUCGGAGCCGGCCAGCUGGCUCACGCGCUGGUGAAAGGGUUCGCAUCUGCGGGUGUAAUAGCUACUCAGAGAAUCAUAGCCAGUUCUCCAGAUACUGAUCUGCCUACUGUUGCUGGCCUGAGGAAAAUGGGUGCUAUCCUCACCACCAGUAACAAGGAGGUGGUGAACAAGAGUGAUGUCCUGUUCCUGGCAGUCAAACCCCACAUCAUCCCCUUUGUGCUGGAUGAGAUUGGACCAGACAUAGAGGACCGACACCUUAUAGUGUCCUGUGCUGCAGGAGUCACCAUCAGCUCUAUAGAGAAGGUCAGAACCUGUCCUGGACCGGUCUGGUGGAGUCACCAUCAGCUCUAUAGAGAAGGUCAGAACCUGUCCUGGACCGGUCUGGUGGAGUCACCAUCAGCUCUAUAG